AUGCCUCCCACGCUUCGCAAGCGCAAAGCGCCUGAGCCCGCGCCCGCUCCUGCCCCCCCUCCUAAGAAGGCCGCUGCUCCCAAGAAGGCUGCCGCCACUCCCAAGAAGGCCGCAGCGCCCAAGAAAGCCGCUGCUGCGCCCAAGAAGGCCGCCACUCCCAAGAAGGAGGAGGCUACCGCUCCCGAGAAGGAGGCCGCUGACGACGAGACCGAAGUCGAGGCCGGAGAAGCGCAAGACGCGCCCGCGCCCGCGCCCGCGCCAGCCAAGGCCUCUAAGCAGGCCGCUGUCGGCGACACUGUCGACCUGGACGGCUUUGGCGGCGAGAUCGAGACCAACGACGGCACCAAGACGACCCUGAAGAAGCUCGUCGACGAGAGCAAGUCCGGCGUCGUCCUCUUCACCUACCCCAAGGCCUCCACGCCAGGCUGCACCAAGCAGGUCUGCUUCUUCCGCGACGCCUACAAGCCCCUCAGCGCCGACGGCCUCGCCAUCUACGGCCUCAGCGCCGACUCCCCCAAGGCCAACACCACCUUCCACAAGAACCAGAAGCUGCAGUACCCGCUGCUCUGCGACCCGACUGCCACCCUCAUCGCCGCCAUCGGCCUCAAGAAGCAGCCCAAGGGCACCCAGCGCGGCGUCUUCGUCGUCGACAAGCAGGGCAAGGUCCUCGUCGCCGAGGCGGGGAGCCCCCAGGGCACCGUCGACCGCGUCAAGGCGCUCGUGAAGGAGCUCAAGGCAUGA
Cordyceps fumosorosea ARSEF 2679 is the source of this 741-nucleotide messenger RNA. RefSeq names its product merozoite capping protein-1. Gene Ontology annotation, cellular component: cytoplasm. Gene Ontology annotation, molecular function: thioredoxin peroxidase activity. Lineage: Eukaryota; Fungi; Ascomycota; Sordariomycetes; Hypocreales; Cordycipitaceae. Gene Ontology annotation, biological process: cell redox homeostasis; cellular response to oxidative stress. The record is from RefSeq and is a predicted model, not a curated record. The transcript is spliced from 2 exons. Bases 1 to 741 code for a protein of 246 amino acids.